Messenger RNA from Symbiodinium pilosum, 372 nucleotides. NCBI's taxonomy places the organism in Eukaryota, Dinophyceae, Suessiales, Symbiodiniaceae. The record is from the annotation of a GenBank genome assembly.
AUGGAAGAGUGGGGCUUCUGCGCCGGCGAUGAGGUUGAGCUCAGGGGCCUGUCCAAACUGGAGCUCAAUGGGCAGCGGGGCACUGUGCUUCCGUUGGAGUUUCCGGAGCAGGCUCAGCAGCUGGGGCGUCUGGCUGUCAUGCUCCACUCGGGCAAACGGCUGUCUCUGAAGGUGGGGAAUCUGCACAAGGUGAAGCUCGAAGCCGCUAGUGGGGGGGAUCUAGGAGAAGAAUGGUCUGCUUCGUUGCGGCAUGGUACUUCGCGUCCCCUGCGUGCACCUGUGGCACCGGGUCGGGAACUGGUGGUAAUGACCCUGAACAUGCAGUACCUGGCUAACUUUCCGCAGGACCCGACGGUUGCGAGGCCGCCAUAG